Amoebophrya sp. A120 is the source of this 3259-nucleotide messenger RNA. NCBI's taxonomy places the organism in Eukaryota, Dinophyceae, Syndiniales, Amoebophryaceae. The record is from the annotation of a GenBank genome assembly.
AGGCGACCUAAUUACCCCUUUUUUUGUGUUGACUCAAGCUACUUCUUACCACACCAGAACUAGGCACGGAGUAAGUAAGUAGUUUUGUCGUCUUCUGUCAACAUCUCCUUGAUGAUUACAACGACGACCGUAGAAGUCGGGCCUAGAGUAGUCGUACUAGCGACAAGGACAACAGGUCAUAAUUCUUUAUCCAUUUCCAAGAAAUUAUAGACGAUUAAAGAAGAAAGAUGGAGGAAGGGUUCGACUUUUUGACUUCCUGGGCCGAGGAAGUCCACGACCAGCAAUGCAAUGACCCGUCCACGCUGAAAAAGCCCUGGGACAGCAAUCUCGUCCGCGUUUCCCACGAGUUUCACCGGUUUCCGCCAGAUGUGUCCAUCGGCGGCAUCUACAACAACGGAUUCGCGACCAGUUCGCAGACGCACGGACAGCUGGCGAGCACGAUUGCGAAAAACCACCGGUAUGGGAUUUUCGGGCACACGAGGACGGCCUGGAUGACGGACGACCACAUCCUGUACUUGUGGAACUACGCCCGCAUGACAUCAAGUUCAUCCUCCAGCUCCUCGUCUUCCAGUGCCAUAGUCCCCAUGCUCCUGAACAACCACGCCCCGCCGGCGACGUCGUCAAAUGGCGCUGCCUUGCCGAAUGGAACAACCUCCCGACCGGGGGCUUUAUUCGCGCCCAACGGCAGCGGCGCCCGUGGUGUCGUUGGGGGGCAGCCGCAAGAAAUGUAUGCGACGUCGGACCCGGUGCUGGGGACGGUGAACAUCGUGCCGGCGGAUUCCAUCAUUUUGUCCGUCGCGAUGGUGCAGCCGAGAGAAAACGCCUUUGGGAACAGAAUACACUUUCUGAUCGUGGUGGUCACGCAGCAGAACGUGCAUCUGUUGGGCGUUGUGAUCAGGGACAGCAGGCUGCACACGGUCAACCUCCCGGGCUACAGCUGGUACUUGUGAAGGAGUUUGUUGUAUUUCUUCUGCUGCAGUAGAACUACCACUACAUAGAACUGCUAGGAGGUUCUUGAUAUUGCUAUCAAUUUUUCGUGCUUGUAUAAAAUCCACCUCUUGCAGCUCGUCAAGAACGUCAGUCUUUUCGUUUUCCGCACAGCUGCUCGCUUGCCUGCGAUUGAUGCUCCGCUCGGAACGUGAUCUGCAACAUGCAUGCGAAAACUUUAUUAUUUCAUGCUUCUGACUCUGAGUUCUGACUGUAGGAAAACGAAAAUCAAAAUGAUAAUGAAAAUCUAAAUCUAAAACCAAAUCUCGCAUGACAGUUCUACCAACGGGCACCCCUUUUCGGCGGUCCACAGUACCGAGGACGGGCGGAUUUUGCUGUCCAGUCUGCGCUACAUUUACGAGCUAUCAAAUGCAAAAAUGUCUGGGUCUGGAAACUUGUAAUGCUAAAAAUGAAUGAUAGACGCACCGAAAUACGCAGCUAUGCAUGACAAAUUUCUUGGCUGCCAUGUCUUACGGAUUGCGCAUAGAAAACUGCGUUUUUGCAUGACAGGUAAGAGGGCUUUUUCGUGCCUAUGCAACACAGAUUCCCGAGUCAUGCCAGACAGGCACGACAAACUUGCAUUCUUCCAGACCCAGACAUUUUUACAUUUGAUACGAGCUGGAGUACGACAACGUAUCAAAAAGAAAAAUCCCGCCUCCCCAUAUCGAAAAGGAGAUUUGUGAUGCUGAUUUGUGACCACAAGUCGACUUGUAUUGCUAGAAGGCCAAAAGACGCAGCUGUUCCUUCGUUUGCAUGCAAUUUGUCAUGCUGUUUCCCGUUUCCAGUUGCUUCCUGUCAUGCUGAAGACGCAAAGCUUUCCCACGCCAGCCAGCACUAAAAUUUGCAUCUCUUCCCGUCUAGCAUGACAACGCGAUUUGUGAUCACAAAUCAUGCUAGACAAAUCUUUCUUUGAGUAUGGGGUGGAGGGAUUUUUCCUUUCGAUACAAUGACGCCAACGUUUCAAUGCAGAACUACUCUGCCACGGCCUCCUCCCUGCUGUCGUCUGCCGCGAGCUCCUAUGAAAUGCAAAAAUGUCUGGGUCUGGAAGAAUGCAACUUGUGAUGCUGUAUUUGGAUUCCAAAAAAAUCGGUAUUGCGUGUUGAGUGGCAAACGGAAUGCAAUUUUUGCUACGCUGAGAAGGCAUUUGUCAUGCGGAAUAGGCAUCAAGAAGCCCUCAAAAAAUCUGUACUGCUAGGGUAUGCAUCACAGACAUCAUGGCUCAUGCAAAACGUGCAUGACAAGUGUCAGAAUCUUCCAGAACCAGACAUUUUUACAGUUGAUAGCUCCUUGCUCGGUUCGGCGUUCGGGGGCUCAAGUUCGUUUUGCCGGCUAAACUGCAUCACCGGUGGCGUUUUCAGCAACUUUCUGUUCAACCGGUCGAGCAAAGCGACGAUAAAACAGUUUGCGGUCGCGCAAGCAAACUUCUUCGUCACAGUAGACGAGGACCAAGUGCUGACCGUCUACGGCUGCGGGAACGAGCAGGACGACAGUAGUGCGACACCCAGCAUGCCAGCAAAUGGCGACAGGCCGAUCUCCGCAGCGCAGUCACUGGCCGGCCAACAAACCACAAGCAGGACGAACCCGUGGUCUCGGAAGGAGCAGUGGACCUUGCUGGAUCUGGAAAACCAGCUGCAACGGAAGAUGCAGUUCCACGCGCUUCAAUCGCGGGAGUUUAUCCAGUUGCAUGUGUCCAACAGCAGUUCGAGUAACGGAGUUCUACACAUUUUCCUGCUCACCAGCGCCUACGAAAGGAUACAUCUGCGAUACGUGACGCACGCAUUUUUACACGGAUCAUUCGGGUCCGCGUCCUCAUUGGGUCUCGGCGGAGCCGGACCGUUGGCAGGCCGCGGAUUGGAACUCUUGCAGUAUUCAACGCUGAAUCCACAAGCGUCCUUCCCGAGGGGGUAUGACGGACCGCCAGGUAUUUUUAUAUAAACACUUAAUUUGAAUUUAUUUUUCACUUGUUUUUGUUUGAUGAUAAUACAACAAAGACGCGGGUGACGGAAGAUGUGGUCGUGGUCCGCAACAUCGAACUAGAAAUUAUUCAAAAGUGCAAAAAUAAUCGUCGAUGAUAUUACAGGCUUCGAUAUGCAAUGUAAAUUUCCCGUGCAUGUACAAAAUGCAUGACAAAUUUCACUAACUUGCAGUGUCCAGCAACCUGUCAUGCUAGACUAGGACUGAAGACAAGUUUUCUCAUGCAGAGACUGCAUUUGUACGCGUACGGGAAAUUUACUGUGGAUAUUCGACCGUGGCCUGGAUCAAGCGACAAUGA